Messenger RNA from Microtus oregoni (creeping vole), 798 nucleotides. RefSeq names its product protein ecdysoneless homolog. The record is from RefSeq and is a predicted model, not a curated record. NCBI's taxonomy places the organism in Eukaryota, Metazoa, Chordata, Mammalia, Rodentia, Cricetidae. The transcript has 4 exons. Bases 143 to 625 code for a protein of 160 amino acids.
CAAAAAAGAGAAUUUCAUGUCUGCUACUGGACAUUUUUAUUACGUGCUCUUUGGCUCUUUUUUUUUUUUAUUGUUGCGUUUUUACCUGCUUUCGGCUUUACAGUGAUACUGGCUUCGUAGAAGCGAUUGUGUGUGCUACACCAUGCUUUAUAACCAAGAGCGAAACCCAUCUCCAAGAGAUCAGGCUGAAGUUGGUAGACAAAUGGGCCCAUAUCUGAUCAAUGAAGAAGGUUUCGUGCCUGAAGAAUAUGUGAACUUAGUUCCAGAAAACUUGAUCCCUGUGGCUUUGGAAGCAGAACUGGAAUUCUACCUGAUACUGGAUGAUGGGGACGAGGUCAUUGUGUUUCAUGAGCAGGACAUAAAUGAUGAUGAUGAGGAGGAGAAUCAAGCAGAGCUCAUGGAAGACCUGAGCUGGGUUUACAAUGUGGAAGAGGAUGAUACAGAUGACGAUGAAGCUAAUCAUGAGCAUACUGAAAUCGUCACAGGCACUGUAAAUGACCAUCUGUAUGAACGAUCCCAUGAUGAGACCAAAGAAGCUGCGGUUACAGGGAACCUUGAGUCUGAAAAUGAAAACCAGGAGGAGGAAGAUGACAAUAAUCCAAACUCAGCUGAAAACAAAGAGUAGUAUCCAGCUUGAAGGCAUAGAGAUGAAAUACAGAAAGGCAGAAACACAUGAAGAUUUUAUCAACACAGAUUGUGGUUCAAAGUUCAUCACCCUUUUAAGUUAACCUUAUCAUUAUCUGAUGUCUUACUGUAUUGUCUUCCUAUAACCCACAGUGCCCAGUACAAAAUAAAAGA